Molecule: messenger RNA, 2063 nt
Organism: Triplophysa dalaica
Lineage: Eukaryota; Metazoa; Chordata; Actinopteri; Cypriniformes; Nemacheilidae
Gene: chadla
Product: chondroadherin-like a
Cellular component (GO): extracellular matrix
Molecular function (GO): protein binding
Source: RefSeq, a predicted model, not a curated record
AUGAAUUAUUCUCUACUUUCUGUAUCAGAAAAGCUUAUAUCUUUUAAACACACCCCCUACCUGACUCAUCUGAACCUGCAGGGGUGUAGGAUCCACUCGGUAAGAGAGGGAGCGUUUCUGGGACUUUCCCGUUUGGUGCAGCUUGACCUCACCCACAGCAACAUUGACAUCCUCUACCAGGAAUCAUUUGAUGGAUUAUCAUCAUUGAAGCAGUUAUAUUUGGAUCGAAACCGAAGGGAGAUCCACCCUGGAGCGUUUGCUUCAUUGAGCUCUUUAAACCUGCUCUCUUUCACUCACAAUCAACUUGUCUACCUCCCUAACAUGGUGUUUCAGGGGAUGUUGAAUAUCCAGAUGUUACGUUUGAGUCAUAACUCUUUAAAUAAUUUGGCAAGUGAAACGUUUGCUGGCCUUCUCACACUUACAAAUUUGAACCUGGAUCAUAAUGAGCUUCAGUUCUUUCCUACAAAAACUAUGACCAGAAACCCCAUCAGAUGCACUUGUUUACUGCAGGGCCUGAAGACAUGGACACAGAAGUCUGGGAUAAAGCUUUAUGGUGCCUGUUCUUGGCCGCCAUGUCUCUCAGAAGAACCUUUAGAGAAUGUGCAGGAACAGGACCUCCGCUGCAGACAACAAGAUGAGUUGAUGCCGGAUGAUACAGAGAAGGAAGGAGAGGCGAAAACCGAGGAUGAAAAGAUUACACCAAAAUCCAACUCGAAGAAAAAUAACACAUGUCCAAAGAAUUGUUACUGUGAGGUUGAUGCUCGACACGCCACCUGUGAGGAACGUGGUCACACAAAAGUGCCCACUGGUUUCCCUGGCACCAGUCUCCUUUCGAACAUGCGUGGCAACCACUUCCAUUAUCUCCCUGGCAACAGUUUCCCUAACGUCCCCAAGGUGAUGUCCCUCCACUUGGACGGCUGUAAGAUCCAUGAAAUCGAGGGUGGAGCUUUCCAGGGCGUGAAAGGGCUGAUGUACCUCUACUUGUCAGACAACCAGCUUGCUUCCUUGGACACAAAUGUCUUCGCAGUUUCCCACAACAUCAUGUAUCUUCACCUAGAAGGCAACAGACUUUCUCAGUUUCCAUCUUCAGUGAUGCUGGCCCACAUUCCCAAACUCCUCGAGCUGCAUCUUGAAAGAAACCUGAUAGUUAAACUAUAACCUGUAGGACUUCUUAAUCCAAUCCCGCAAUUGACCGGCCUCUAUCUCGCCAAUAACACCAUCACAAACAUAGUUCCUAGAGCACUGGACUCAGUUCCCAAUCCACAUGUUCUCCAUCUUGGAGAUAAUAAGCUGACAGAAGAGCCUAGUGAUGCGCUAGGCAAGGCACCACUGUUGACCGAAGUCCAUUUAUCAGGGAAUCUGAUUCGUUGGAUUGGUCCGAGAGCGUUUUGGGGUGUAGCUAAAGGUCUAAAACACUUGUAUAUUGAUAGAAUGGGUCUUCAAAAGGUAGAGGAUAAUAUUUUAUUUCAAGGUCUGGCAUGGUUUGGUCCUGGCCUGGUGUCUUUAUCUCUGGAAGAGAAUCAGUUAGAAGAGUUCCCUUACCUUUCAUCACUUACUGGCCUACAGCACCUCACCCUGGGCAACAUCCUUUAAUUUGUGCCAAUUACUGCCAUUUUACAGGUAAAACACACAAAAUCCAAUCAUCUAAAUAUCCAUCCAUCCAUCUCAAUGUCCCAACUCUGUUUCUUUCAGGGGGUUGUCGAAUGCAAGUCUGAAGGUUGAAGCUGUGUGUGGUUACCCUUCUGAGCUUCGGGGUCAGUCCGUGAUCAAAGCUGAUGUUUUUAAAACUGCUCUGGGGAAAACAAUCAUUCAUUCAAUGAAACAUCCAUAAGGACCAAUGAAGAUAAACCCAACGAACCCUUGCAUAACCUAGCCAAAGCCAGACCAGCAGAAACUGAUCCUAAACCAGCAGAGAUGACCAAGAUGACAGCAGGACUAUUACAAAACAGUGGACUCAAACCAGAUAACAAGGUGAAAACAAGAAGGUUAAAAAGGAAAAACAGAAGAAAGAAGACAAUGAUAUGAGCCAGAGUUUUGUACUUCAGUAUGGUGAAUCAUCUACA